AGCUGGCGUAGUAGGGGAGCGAGAGGUGGAGAGCCACUGUACAGGGAAGAAAAGAGAAGGGUGGAGAGAGAAUAGCCUCUUCUGUAAAAUAAGCUUCAAUGAGAGAGAGAAAGCAAGGGAGGGUCACUGUACAGAGAAAAAGAGGGAGUGCAAGUGAUGCAGAGCAGCACCGUGGGGACCCUGGGGUAAACUGCCGGUGAGGAAAUAUUAAUGACCCUUACAGCGCUCACUGUGCAGCGUCCCACUGGUGAUCGGAGCCUAGGCGCCGGAGAAGACCUGAGAAAGGUGUCACAUUAAGAGCAGCCCUGGGGUGCUCUCCACAAAGCGCCCCCGCCACCAACACAACCACUCUCACACUUAGACUAGGGGCACGCCGGGGAACGUAGCCACACGGUGGACUGGAGGACAGAAGAGGAGAGCACGGAGAGCGGAACAAGAAGGAUUACACCCCGAAGAAGAGUCCAUUCCCCUCGCGACCCCUGACCCCGUGUGCCAACAUGAGCAGCUGCAGGAAGAGGUGCAAGAGAGAGAUGUUUAAAUUCGCUCAGUACCUGUAUAGACUUGUCACGGGCACGCUUCAUGCAGACAGCGUGGAAGAUGAAUUGGAGCUGUCGGCCGCCCGCCAUCGCCCCGAGGGUCUGGAGCAACUGGAGGCUUUGACCCGAUUCAACCGCAAGGAGCUGCAGAUCCUCUACCGAGGCUUCAAGAACGAGUGCCCUAGUGGUGUGGUCAAUGAAGACACCUUCAAAGACAUCUACUCCCAGUUCUUUCCACAGGGAGACGCUUCGACAUAUGCACAUUUUCUGUUCAACGCGUUUGACACGGAUAAAGAUGGAUCUGUGAGUUUUGAGGACUUUGUAAUGGGCCUCUCUAUCCUGCUCCGAGGCUCAGUCCAGGAGAAGCUCAACUGGGCCUUUAAUCUGUAUGAUAUUAAUAAGGAUGGCUAUAUUACUAAGGAGGAAAUGCUUGACAUCAUGAAGGCCAUCUAUGACAUGAUGGGGAAAUGCACAUAUCCCCUACUCAAAGACGAUACGCCUCGGCAACACGUGGAGAUAUUUUUUCAGAAGAUGGAUAAAAACAAGGAUGGAGUUGUAACCAUAGAUGAGUUUAUUGACUGCUGCCAAAAUGAUGAGAACAUCAUGAGAUCGAUGCAGCUCUUUGACAACGUCAUUUAACUUGUGGCUGACGUGGAGAGCUCUGGACCGGACUAUCGACAGACGCUAUUCUAUCAACUGUAUGCUGUUCAGACAAACAUAAGGAAGUAUUGUCACACGGGCAAAUGCAGUAUAGAUGUAACGGUAUGAAACAUUCUGGAAUAACUGCAAAAAAAAGCAUUGAUGUUUUCCUAUCUUACCUUUUCAAUUUGAGUUUUGUGGUUUGAUUGAGUAAAUUGAACUCUUCAAACCUGUGUACAAAGACGCCUCGAUCGUAACAGCUGUGCCGCAGUCAGUAUUUAUCUGCAGUACAGGAAACCCAGCUGUGUUUGAUUUUGCCACUGCCUUUGAACAGAUGGACAACAAGGAGUUUGAAAGGUGAGCGGUUUCCACCCACCAUGGUCCAUCCUUUGCUCUCCCAGGACCCAGAUAAAAUAUAGACUUAACAUUGUACCAUUUAAAAUAUAUAUAUGUAUAUACUAUCUGAGGACUGUUCAACUUUGUUCAUGUUUACUUGCCAACUAGAAUGAGACGAUGCACUCCACAUUGCAUUUGAUGAGUCUGGACAGUAUCCUUAGAAGCACACAGGUUGGUGUUACUUACCUUGAGUCUACGCAUAGGAGAAAUGACCAUCUUGUCACAAGAUUAUGCUGCUUCUAAAUGUAUUUUGUGACCCUACAUGUGUGUAUUUCCCUGUUUUGAGAUGUUUCCUGUCGACAUGUUUCCAUUCAUGUUUCGAAUCACUAUUUUGUGGUAUGUUUGAUUUUAUUUAUAUAAUAUGGUAGUCAGUGUACAAAGGGAUAGUCAGAUGUUCAGUAUUUAGCAGAAGCUAACUCUUGGGGUGAAUUUACAGUCUUCUUGGGUAUGUAAUGUAUAUUGAUCACUGUCUUAUAAAGAGGAUCACUGGGAUGAAGUUAUACAAGCAAAUCUGAUCUCUGUCACCUUUAGUUUUGUAAAUAUAUAUCCCUGUCCAGAAACAACCCCUAGCCCCAACUUUCUAGGCGAUUGCAGAGAUAUGGGAGGAUUGGACAGGUGUAAUCAAUAUGGCGAUAAUUCCACUCGGCCUGUCAGAAGGCCAGGUGGAGUUAUAACCUACUUCACUUUGUAUCUAUCCAUACCUUUCAAGCCUUGUUUACACUGCAGGCCUUCACACUGCUCAAAUCAGUUUUGUUUUUAAAAUCCAUUUUGGAACAUUGACUGUCUAAACAGUAGGUUACAAGUGACCAAAUCGGAUUUGUGUGUUCAGACAGCAGUCAUUUGCUUGGUUGUCAUAGUAAUGACGGGUGUGUGCACAGUGGUGUAGGCUGAUUGGUGGUGGUGCUCGUGCUUCUCAGAAGUUAUGUGGCAAGUUAAGGGGACAACAAUGUCUGCUAUGGAAGUUUCCCAGUUGCUUUGAAUGUUCAAACACUUUUAAGGAUAAGAUGAUCCAAGGAUAAGAUUAUCCAACUUUAAAAACAAGUGGUAGCUUUUUAGCUUUCACUAAUGUGUUUAAAAAACUUGUUACCUACUACACGUUCUUGUUAAACUAGCAACAAGCUAGCAAGCAACAAUAUAUGCCAACUAAGUCUAAAAACCACACGAGGGAAAUCAGAUUUGACCGUUCAACCCAAUUAGAAUGGCCAGGAAUCAAACCACCUACAAGUGUAUUAAGGGUCUAGAUUUUGUUGCUGGAUAGAGGUUGCUUCUGGAUGAGGUCUGUGUUUUCUUUCCUCUUGUUUGGGGCUGUGUCCAGGUUCUUUGCAUAAUGAAGAAUGAUUGGCCGUGGCUGUUUCUGAUUAGAGCCCUGAUAGGCCCCAAAUGUGGGCAGGCACAGAGCAUGCUGGGCAGCAGAUGGGGCCUCACCCACAGGUGCUUCCAAAAACCCUACUAUUUAGUCCUCCUCUAUUUAAAAGGUUGGUACUAGCAAGGUAGUAUCUGCACUAUUCAUUUUUCUUGCCUUAAAUUGGCAAUUCCUUAUGUAUUCAUUGGAAUAUGUUCUGAUGUCCAUAUGAUUAAGCAAAGUCUAGGACAAUAACUUGUUUGUGUACCUAACUUGAUCUUAUUUGACCAAUGAUUUUGUUCAGCUGGCUAAUUAUCUCCUAAACAUAUGGGUCAAGUUAAGUAGGGCACAGAAAAGCCUGCAAUGAAAAACAAGUUCUAUUUGGACAAGUUCAGGUAUAGCUUCUACAAAUCCAAGAGUGGAAGACUCCUCUCUCUCGUCUCUAACAUGAAGGCUCACUUUUUGUGAAUAGUCCCAUCACAAGUCAGAAUGUUGAAUAAACUUAAUUUGAACGUACAUUACCUGUUGUCCGCUGAUUUUGUCCUUUAUGUAGGAAGUCAUCUGAGACAAUAUCCACCGAGUAGCAUUAUUAACCCGCCUUUCACUACGCUGGUCUAUAUCGGUAUGUAUUUUCAAUGCUGACGCAAUUUGCAUGCAACUUGCACAAUAUGUCAACAAUGGCCGAGUUUAACCGAAGUACAGACUGGAUUUCACAAGCACUUCCAGCUGAUUGCAGGGAACAGGGCUUUAGUCGACUACAUUCGGUUACAUUUGGCUAUUGUUCACAUAUUGUGAAAUGCGUCAGGAGGUGGAAAAUACAAGCGACCGAACCUACCCGCGCAGCAAAAAGUGAGGUAAACAAUACUUUCCUAUGGACAUUUGAUCGCCACUACCUUCCAGCGAAAGGACCAACAGCACGGACAACCGGUAAAAUAACCGAGUUUGUAGAGACUUGCGUAUUUUUAACAGCGACUUUUUUCAGACUGAUUAUCCAUGGCAUAACCAUGAUAAGUCUGAUAUUUAGGCAAGUUCAGGUACUUCCUGUUUCAUCUCAAAACAUUUUCUCCUUACUGAAUAUGUCUCUGGGGAAACAAGUUCCCUAAUGAUAAAGUGACUUAUGUCAUUAUGUUAUUCAACCUUACAUCCUAAUGUAUUUAAAUCGAUCAUUAUAGAAUGGGGGUAGUACUUGGGUUCUAUAAUUUCUGAUUUUAUGCACUCAAACUCUGAUCUUGGAGAAUGUGAAUGAAUCAACUAUAAUUUCUCAUGUUUUUUUCUGUACUCACUUCUGUACUGAAUGUUAAUUUGCUUGUGCCUACCAAAUGAUACCUUCAACUUUAGCACUGUGACAGACACUUAGGGAUGGAUAGAAAUGUACAGAAUGGGUAUCUGGAGGAAAAAGGGGGGAGGGUCAUGCUUUUUCAAUUUCAAUCAAGGGGAGGUUUUAGUAUAUUAUUUUAUUUAGUCCAGGGGUGGGUAAUGUAAUUGAUGAAAUGUCUCUAUAUUUCUCAGUAUUUUAGAAUUAGUUGCUAAUUAGGCUAUAUAUCGAUGUGUGCCGGUUGCAGCCCCUCAUCUCUGAUUCUCCGCUGGGCGCGCAAUAUCAAGUGUGCCUAUAGGCUAUUUAGUGUGGUCUCAAUCAAAUGAUCCAUAGCCUAUUGUCUAUGAAGUGCAUGCUCGGAGAAGCACAGAACAAAGUUGUAUUUCAAAGAUAGCUGCUGGGAUUGUGUAAAUAAUACUAGGCUGCAUUACACACUGUAAUGGAUAUUUCAACAAUGAGCCCCGGCCUGCUCUGAUCUUGCUGAUCAAAAACCUUUUGUGUGCUGCUUAACCAGUUGCUGUAUACUGUAUACAGUGCCUUCGGAAAAUAUUCAGAUCCCUUGACUUUUUCCACAUUUUGUUAUGUUACAGCCUUAUUCUAAAAUGGAUUCAAUUAUUUUUCUCAUCAAAAUACACAAUACCCCAUAAUGAUAAAGAGAAAACAGGUUUUCAGAAAUUCUUGCAAAUGUACACUGCUCAAAAAAAUAGAGGGAACACUAAAAUGAC
This is a messenger RNA of Oncorhynchus masou masou (cherry salmon), 4953 nucleotides long. RefSeq names its product Kv channel-interacting protein 4-like. Lineage: Eukaryota; Metazoa; Chordata; Actinopteri; Salmoniformes; Salmonidae. The transcript is spliced from 8 exons. Gene Ontology annotation, molecular function: calcium ion binding; potassium channel regulator activity. Gene Ontology annotation, cellular component: voltage-gated potassium channel complex. Gene Ontology annotation, biological process: regulation of potassium ion transmembrane transport. The record is from RefSeq and is a predicted model, not a curated record. Bases 498 to 1175 code for a protein of 225 amino acids.